AUGACAGACCUUAUUUUUGGUGUUGUUACGCUUCCAAAAAUCAUAGCCAGGUACUGGUGGGAUGACAUUAUAGUUUCAUUCAGAGCCUGUUUUGCACAGAUGUACUUUGUCCACUCUCUGGGAGCGAUUCACUCUUUGAUUUUACUCAUCAUGGCUUUAGAUCGCUUCAUUGCUAUCCUGUUUCCUUUCCAGUAUCCUGUUGUGAUGACAAACAAAGCAGCUUUUGUUUCUUGCGGCCUGUGCUGGAGUCUGACUUUCAUACGCAUGUCUGGGAUCGUACUACACGCUUCAACUUUGCCAUACUGCAACCAAAACAUCAUCACGCAGUGCUACUGUGAUCACUUAUCAAUAACUCGUCUGGGGUGUGAUAAAGAAGAAGUUGCGUAUGUGAAAUCUGUCGCUCUUGCCAAUGCUAUGGUCAGCCUUUUGUUUCCCUUAAGCUUCAUCAUUUGUUCGUAUUUCUCUGUGAUCAUAUCAGUGCUGAAAAUGUCCCACGUUGAAAGGCGUCACAAAGUGCUGUCCACCUGUGCUCCUCAGCUCUUCAUCACCUGUCUGUACUACAUCCCCAGGUGUUUCAACUAUAUUGCUCAUAAUCUGGGUUUCUCUUUCGGUCCUGAUCUCCGUAUCGCUAUCACCAUGAUGUACAGCCUCAUUCCUGCUGCAGUUAAUCCCAUAAUUUACUGUCUGAAGACUAAAGACAUUAAAGAGGCUUUGACGCACAGGUUAAAAAUGAGGAAAAUCAGCAGCACAGUUGACUCUUAA
Messenger RNA from Xyrichtys novacula (pearly razorfish), 762 nucleotides. The record is from the annotation of a GenBank genome assembly. Lineage: Eukaryota; Metazoa; Chordata; Actinopteri; Labriformes; Labridae.